AUGGAGGAUUUAGAUGCUUUGCUGGCAGAACUGGAGCAGAGCUCUCGCCCAGCCUCCAAGGACUGCAUGGUGCAGGUGCCGAGCUCCUGCAAGCAGGAUCCAGGUUUGUCGUUCCAGGUGCAGCUGCCACCUCGGGCUCAGCCUCAGGGAGAGGCUUUGACGACAGUGUACAGCAGUCCCGUACCCGUCCCGCAGCCGCUGCUCCCCUCCGCCCCACCCACGGCGGCCACCCAGCAGCUGGACGAGCUCCUAGCUGACCUGGGCCACAUGCAGAGCAAGCUAGCAACUGUGGGGCACGGAGCCGGGGUGCCAGCAGAGCCCUCGCCCUCGCUGGACAAUAUGCUGGGCAGCCUCACCCGGGACCUGCAGGAGCUGGGCAUCACAGCCGCCCCCACCGGUGUCUGCACCGCCUGCCGCAAGCCCAUCGCCGGCAAGGUGCUCACAGCCCUGGGCAAAACCUGGCACCCCGAGCACUUCUCCUGUGCCUGCUGUGGGCAGGAGCUGGGCGGCCGGCCCUUCUUUGAGCGGGGCGGGCGGGCAUACUGUGAGGAGGACUACCACCAGGCCUUCUCCCCCCGCUGCGCCUACUGUGCCGGCCCCAUCCGUGAGAAAGUCCUCACAGCCCUGGACCAGACCUGGCACCCCGAGCACUUCUUCUGUGCCUACUGCGGGAAGGUGUUCGGAGAUGAUGGUUUCCACGAGCGCGGUGGGAAGCCGUACUGCCGCCAGGACUUCCUGGCCAUGUUUGCCCCGAAAUGCCAGGGCUGCGAGCGCCCCGUGACGGACAAUUACCUGUCGGCCCUGCAAGGCGUCUGGCACCCUGAGUGCUUUGUGUGCGCGGAGUGCCUGAGCGGCUUCGCCAGCGGCUCCUUCUUCGAGCUGGAGGGUCGGCCCUACUGUGAGCUGCACUUCCACCAGCGGCAGGGCAGCAUCUGCCACGGCUGCAGCCGCCCCGUGACCGGCCGCUGCGUCACAGCCGCGGGGCGCAAGUACCACCCCGAGCACUUCAUCUGCGCCUACUGCCUGGGCCAGCUGCACAAAGGCACCUUCCGCGAGCACGGCAACAAGAUGUACUGCCAGGCCUGCCAUGACAAGCUCUUCCUCUGA
Gymnogyps californianus (California condor) is the source of this 1107-nucleotide messenger RNA. It is a transcript of the gene LPXN, whose product is annotated as leupaxin. NCBI's taxonomy places the organism in Eukaryota, Metazoa, Chordata, Aves, Accipitriformes, Cathartidae. The coding region runs from base 1 to 1107 and encodes 368 amino acids. The transcript has 9 exons. The record is from RefSeq and is a predicted model, not a curated record.